AAUAUGCACAAUGCACAAUGAGACGCCAAGUCUCAGUGCUAUAAAUUGAGGUGCGAUGGCGGCCUGCCAGUGCAUCGGUUGCUCGAGAGCCUUCCGCCGAUUCCAAAGAACACAGCGCAUCCCUUUUGCCUAUCUAUCGUUGACACUUACGCUAUGUUGUCUCCUUUAAUGCUUUCGCUUUCCCUGGCCGCGGCGUGUGCCACUGCCCAGACUACGACAAACACGACGUCCUUGAUCGAGGAGCUCAUCGUAGCCCCCGACCAUGUCGACCGUGUCGCCGACCUUCCGAAGGACUCUGAGUUCGUUUUUGACUUCUUGAAUCCUCCUGAAUCCGGUGUUGUCCAGGGUGCUGCUGGACAUCUAGUAUUGGCAUCGGUGUCAGACUUCCCAGCGCUCGUCGGUAACGGUGUUGCACUACUCGCGGGCUUCCUUGGGCCUUGCGGGAUGAACACGCCGCACACGCACCCGCGUGCAACCGAGUUUCUGUACUGUCAACGGCACGUUGCAGAAUGGCAUGCUCACCGAAACCGGAUCACGAUUCGUCGUCAACAACAUGACGGCGGGUCAGGCAAUGCUGUUGCCUCAGGUCGUAGGAUUUCUGCACUUAAUUCAGAGGAUCCUGGAACCUUGCUUGCCGCACAAGGUGUUCGGCUUGCCUCCUGCAUCGUCGCCGCGACUCUGGGCGAGAUCGGUGUCGAAGAGGUCGCCAGUCUAGCAGAAAUGAUCCCUGAUGACGUUGCUUACGGAUCCCAAGAAUGUCUGACGCGUUGCGGCAUUUCCAUCGGCACUCAGCCGACAAACGAGCAAGUGCCUCGCGUUUCAGCAAAUGCCCUACCUUCUGGAUCGGUCAGUGCAUGGACCGCCACCGCUACCUCGACGUCUGCAGCGGAAGCCACGAAUCUUGAAGGUCGUGAUCUCCUUGGUGGCAAUUCCUCUGGCGAGACAGCGCACUAUAAUGCAUCGGGAUACCACGCUGCCUUGACUGCGAUGGUCAUACUCGUCCUGAUCAUGGGGGCCGGCUACAUCGGUCUUGCAGUGCUCUUCUGCGUGGCCCGGCACAAGGCCGCCAAGGGUAGUGGACAGCCUGAGGCUCGGUCGUGGAUCAGACCGACGAUGCAAACUGGACAUUGACGCCUUACCUUGACCAAGUACGACAGCGGAGACGCAGAGACACGUGGUGCUUAUGGAUCCACGACUCUUGAUGGCUAGUGCCAACCUGAGCAAUAUUCCAAAGCAGACGAGUUGCCAGCUGAAGAGAGGGGCCGGGGCUGCGCUGUCGAUGCCAUGUAGCCAGAUCACUAGAACGAGUAGCCGAUUCACUCCAUGUGAUUGUUUAUUUAUUGGUAUACUCCAUGACGGACCAGGGUGCACGAGAGGACUUCAAAGACUCGGAAUAUACGAAACCAAGAUGUACUUAUAUGGCGGAUCGUGCCAUCAGAUCUGAAUCUUCGCGAGUUGCCGAGGGCCACAACUUGAACCAGA
Molecule: messenger RNA, 1482 nt
Organism: Fomitopsis serialis
Lineage: Eukaryota; Fungi; Basidiomycota; Agaricomycetes; Polyporales; Fomitopsidaceae
Exons: 7
Coding region: 154-1131 (325 amino acids)
Source: RefSeq, a predicted model, not a curated record